CCCGCUCGCCUGCGCAGAACACGUCCCUCGCGCCGCCCUUCGAACUUAGUUCUCGCGACUCGUGCAGGCCCCGGGCUCGGCCGCGUUCGCGGCUUUUGCCUUGGCUGCCUCCCCGCUCCGGCUGCAGAUGCAUUGAUGGUGCAGGUGGCCGCCUGAAGGUAAAAAGAGUUCCAACAAAUUAAACAUGGCUUCUGCAAACAAAAGAAUAAAAAUAGACACAGAGUGUCAUGUUUUUAAUGAAAAAUGGACAAAUGAAUACUUUAUUGUGGCGGUGAAAUGCAAGCCCAUUUGCCUGAUUUGUAGAGAAGUUAUUUCUGUCUUGAAAAAAUCAAACCUCGAAAGACACUACAACACAAAGCAUAUUGAAUAUGAAGAAUAUCAGGGACAGCUGCGUGAGGACAAAAUUAAGGAACUUCAAAAGAAUUUGAAUACGCAGCAAACAAUUUUCACAAAAAGACAAAAGGAGAUGGACAGUGUUAUGCAAGCAAGUUAUGUGGUGAAUGAACUUAUUAAAAAAAGAAAUCGGCCUCAUUCAGAUGGAGAAUUUAUAAAGGAGUGCAUCGUUGCAACCGCAGCUUUACUGGCACCAGAGAAACUUAGGUUAUUUGAGAGUAUGAACUUGUCUCGCAGGACAGUGUCAGAUGGAAUUAAGGAUGAGACUCAUGAUAUUGAAAUAUCUCAGGAAGAUUCUGCAGCUGAUUUUGAGUUCUACUCUCUGGCUGUUGAUGAGGUAACAGACAUAACUGGUACAGCCCAACUGGCUAUUUUCCUGCGUGGAAUCACAUCAGUUUUUAAGAUUCAAGAAGACUUGCUUUCUUUAGUACCAAUGCAUGACAGCAUCAGAGGUGAAGACGUUUUUGAGAAGGUUAUAUCGGCAGUGCAUGGCUAUCAGUUAUCAUUUGAAAAAUUGAGCGGUCUUACUACUAAUGGAGCUCCAGCUAUGGUUGAAUCUCAGAAAGGAUUAGUUGCUUUAGUCAAGAAAGAAAUGGAUCGCCUUGGUCUUGAUCCAAGUAAGUUGAUUGUGUGUCAUUGCAACAUUCAUCAAGAGAAUCUGUGUGCACAGUCCAUGCGACUGAAUAAGGUAAUGUCAAUAGCAGUACUAAGCAUUAAUUUUAUCAAAAGUAAAGGAUUUAACAGCUGCCAGUUUAAAGAGCUAUUGAAAGACCAUGAAGCAGCAUAUGGCGAUGUAGUUAGUUAUUCUGGAGUGCGAUGGCUGACCCGAGGGAAUACGCUGAAGCAGUUUUAUGAAUUGAGGAAUGAAGUGAAACUUUUCAUGGAGAUGAAUGGAAAAUCUGUGGCUGAGCUGAGCAACCCCAAGUGGCUCUGUGACCUUGCAUUCAUGGUUGACAUUACUCAGUACUUCUCAGCACUCAAUGUCAAAUUGCAAGGGCCUAACCAGCUUCUUAUUUCCCUUCUUUCACACGUCAAAUCAUUUGAAACUAAAUUAAAACUGUGGCAAACGCAACUGGAAAAGGGGAACAUGACGCAUUUCCCAACCCUUCAAGCUCAAAAACCUGCAUCAACAGUAGAAUACGCCAGGGAGUGUGCACAUUUACUUCAGAAAUUUUGUGACCAAUUUCAAGACCUAAUAUCGAAGGAACUGGAAUUAAAUAUUUUUUUCAUGCCAUUGAGUGUAGAAGUAUGUAAUGUACAUGAAGUGUUUCAACAUGAACUUACAGAAAUGCAGAACAAUCAUGAACUUAGGGAUAAACACAGCAGCUUGCCUGUGCUGCAGUUCUACAGACUCUAUGUAGGUGCCAAUAAAUUUCCAAACGUAAGGAGACAUGCACUGAAAAUUGCAUCAAUGUUUGGCACUACAUACUGCUUUAAACAGGCCUGUUCUAGGCUUGUCAAGAACUAUGUGCAUGCGAGAUGAACAGAUGUGACUCUGGAAAGUCAGUUGUGAACCUCUUCAGUUCCAGAAGACAUGACAAGACUCUCCAAGGAAAAGCAACCUCAGUCAUUAAACUAAAUAAAAAGGAUA
This is a messenger RNA of Pelodiscus sinensis (Chinese soft-shelled turtle), 1984 nucleotides long. RefSeq names its product general transcription factor II-I repeat domain-containing protein 2A-like. The record is from RefSeq and is a predicted model, not a curated record. Lineage: Eukaryota; Metazoa; Chordata; Testudines; Trionychidae.